AUGACGGGGCGGAGGAAGCAGCUUGCCAUUAGCGAUUUCUUCAAGGCAAAGGAUAAGCCUGAUGGAAACAAGGCUAAAACGACGACUCCGGAACCGGCGAAGGGACCCAAUCCGCUAGCCCAGUUCUCGCUGCUGCGCCUGAGGGAGACCAGUACUGAGACUACACCCCCAUCAAAGAGACCUAAGAUUAGCUCUGGUGGCGAUGGCAGCGACUCCAAAUUGUCCCGGGUGGGUAAGAAAUCAAAUAUCGCCACUAAGAUUACUCGAAAAUCCAGUGGAAAGCUCACUCCGCUCGAACAACAAGUGCUCGAAUUAAAACGAGACCACCCGGAUAAAAUGAUGGUUAUCCAAGUGGGGUACAAAUAUAAGUUGUUUGGUGAGGAUGCGAGGGCUGCUGCUAAAGCGUUGGAUAUCAUGUUUAUCACGCGAGACGAUAAGGAAGGCCAGUUUUCGUACUGUAGUUUUCCUGAUGUCAGACUCCAUAUUAACCUUAAACGGUUACUUGUUCAUGGACAUAAGGUGGGUGUGGUGAAACAGAUGGAGCUGGCAAUUGUUAAUGAAGUGGAGAAGACCGGAAGCGAAGUAAUGCAACGGCAAUUGACCGGUGUCUAUACUCAGGGUACCUAUUUAGGCGAUGAGAGCGAGGAGAUGAAGACUCAUGAAGAACAUGGAGCCUAUAUUGCCGCAGUCUAUGCUCAUGACGGCCAGGUAUCGUUUGUGGCGGCUCACCCCAGGACGGGGGAUGUGGUUCACGAUCUGUUUGUGGCUGAUCGCAUUGAAUUUGAUACCAGAUUCCGGUUUCUUAAUCCAAGUGAAACGAUAAUCUUAGGUGAUGAACCGAAUGUUGAUCACUGGUUAAGAAUAGCCAAUCCUCAAACGCAGAUUAUGAGGGAGCUGCCAAUGACUGGUGAUGAUGCUGCUCAAGUCUUAAAAACCUAUUUUGAACAACAGGAACGACUGGAGCUGUUUACUGCUUACCAACAAUUAUCCCCUGAACUUCAACAGUGUGUGGUUGCUCUUAAAAAUUACCUCGAGGAGUUUAAACUUGCGCUGAUGCUUACGGUGGCCGAUAACCUCCGUCUGUUCCAGGACCGGCUGCGGUAUAUGGUACUUUCCGAUGCUACCUGUCGAGCUCUUGACGUGUUUGAGCUGACCGAUGGUGCUACCAAGUAUACAUUGUUCUGGCAAUUAAACCAGACACGCACUCGUUUUGGCCAGAGAAUGCUCUACCAGUGGUUGAAACAACCAUUAAUCGAUCGUGAAGAGAUUGCUCAGCGCCAUCAAGCGAUUGAAGACUUGGGUAAAGGCGUACAAGCGGUAAACGUGCUUGUGGAAUCGCUUAGUUCUACGAUUGGCCGGGUCGAUUUAGAAGAGCUCUUGAUGAAGGUUCACUACGGGAGAAUCAAAAGAAAGGAUGUGUUUACUUUGCUUGAUAAGCUUAACCACGUGAUGGAAACCACCGUCAAGUUUGAUCGUCAAAUUAAUGAGCUUACGGGGACGGUACUGCUGACGUCAUUGCUUCGGUGUAUUCACACGUUACAAAAGAUAGCUGCCACUCAGUGUACUCAGCGGUUAAUCGCUAAGAUUAGAGUCCAAUUUAAAGAGUUUAAGGAACCUGAGCGACAAGCCACUGAGUUUUUCAAUACCGAUAUCGAUGCUUUUGGUGGAGCGAUCGACGCUGAACGCGAGAAAAUCUCGGAAAUUGAGGACCAAAUCGAGGAUGAAUUGAAACGAGUACGCCAAGUGUUGAAUCGCCCGCAAUUAUCGUGGCUUACUAAUAAUAAGGAGCCCUAUUUGGUUGAAGUACGCAAUGGUAAGGAUGUUGACAGGCUCCCAGGUGAUUUUGAGCGGGUUAAUGGUACCAAGACCGUAUCGAGAUUUCGUACGCUGGAGACUAAUCGGCUUUAUAAGCUAUUACAGUAUCACCAGGAACGGUUAGUGAUGGUGUGUGAUCAGACUUACCAGCUCUUCUUGAAGCAAAUUGAUGAGGAAUACGGUCAGUUAGCGGAAGCCGUGAGUGCGUUAGCCGAGUUGGAUUGUCUUGUGGCUUUAAGAGAAGCGUCUUCUCGGUUUGGUGAUGUCUGUCGUCCGCAAAUGGUCGACGAACAAGUGAUUGAAGUGGAGCUGGGGGUUCACCCGGUGCUCUCGGCGAUAAGCGAACCCGUGGCUAACAACACCGAACUCAAUGUUGAUAAAGACCGUGUGUUUAUCAUUACUGGUCCCAAUAUGGGCGGUAAACUGAGUUACGUGAAGCAAGUAGCUCUAUUUGCCAUCAUGGCCCAAGUGGGGUGUUGGCUCCCAGCAAAGCUGGCGAAGAUGGGAGUGUUUGAUCGCGUAUUUUUGAGAAUGGGAGCUUCCGAUGAUAUCCUCAGAGGCCAGCUGACGUUUAUGACGGAGAUGCAAGAGUGUGCUCAAAUCAUCGACGAAAUGACCCCUAAACUGUUGAUAAUAUUGGAUGAGAUUGGCAGAGGUACGGGUACUACCGACGGUGUGGCUCUAGCGCUGUCUAUUCUCCAGUACCUCGUUGAAGACUCCCUCAAACCAUUAGUCUUAUUUAUCACUCAUUACCCCAGUCUCCACACGUUGGACCAUUUCCUGGGGGUGAAAAACUACCAUAUGGGCUACCAACAGAUUCACGACACCAACAAUGAUGAUGAGAUCCCCGAGGUGAUCUUUUUGUAUACGUUGGAGCCAGGGGUGGCUAAUAGUUCCUACGGGCUAAAUGUGGCGAAAAUCGCCGGUAUUCCUGACGACGUGAUCCGCCAAGCUCAUGAUAGAAGCGCCGCUCUCCAGGCACGCGUCGAGUCGGCGAGAACCGAGAAAUUGACGCAAUUGAUGGCGUGGGCCACGUCUUAA
Diutina rugosa is the source of this 2856-nucleotide messenger RNA. It is a transcript of the gene MSH3, whose product is annotated as mismatch repair protein. Lineage: Eukaryota; Fungi; Ascomycota; Pichiomycetes; Serinales; Debaryomycetaceae. The record is from RefSeq and is a predicted model, not a curated record. Gene Ontology annotation, cellular component: nucleus; MutSalpha complex. The transcript has a single exon. Gene Ontology annotation, biological process: mismatch repair. The coding region runs from base 1 to 2856 and encodes 951 amino acids. Gene Ontology annotation, molecular function: mismatched DNA binding; ATP-dependent DNA damage sensor activity; ATP binding.